AAUAGACUGUCCAAAGCAGAUGGGAAGCAGAUAACGGAAAAAUUAUUUUUCUAAAAGCGCUCAGUGCGCGCUGUCAAACCUUCGAAUUGGUCUCUGAUAAAAGUCACUCAUACACUCAAGAUCAAAUUUGACUCGGACUGGUACUGGAAAAUCUCCUAAAAUCGCUCGAAGUUCACUUUUAAGGCAUUACGGGAAAAAGCUUGUUGGAAAUAAAUCUGGAUUACUAGAUGACCAGUGGUGGCCACCUGUUUUAGAUAAUCGUUGCUGAAAGCUUUCAUGAUAUCGUAGAUCUAGAGGGAUUUCGGAAGAAAUUAAAUACCUUUUAAAGAUUCUCUAGAAUGUACACUAACCUCACUAUCCAUUGACUUAUAAAUGGACGUAGCCAACGGUUUUAUAUCGCCUUAAAACUUCUGUUGAACUUUAAUGGGAGGCUUUUCAGAAAUAUAAUCAGUAUUUGAAAUGAACGCUUUAGGUGAAUCAUGGUUUCGAACAAUCCCUUGUAAAUAUGUUUCUUCUUUCUAUCUUUAAAGUCUACUCAAAGCUCCAAUUGCUGGCUGAAAUUAACUGUAGCUACAAACAAAACAAUAACCAAAUCAUAAAUAUAAAAAAUAUUAACAAUGAUCAGCUUGAUUAAGCCUGCCAAGAGCUACAGCUUUAGUGUUAUUUGGAAUUGAUCCAAUUCUGUUUAGUACUACAAAUUUUUGUCUUUCAUUGUUUGCCCGACGGCGAACAGAUCAUUGGAAUUUAGAACAAACGCAUUUAAAGUUGCAUAGCGAAUUUCAUGGCACUCCCCUUUCUCAUCUCAACGAAAGACCAAAAGCUGUUGAGCCACAAGCAAGCAAGAAUAUGAGACGAAGACGCAGAAGACUUCGCAAGCCAUUGCCAUGACAACUUGGCCCUUCAGUCUUAGUGCUCUUUCGCCAACUGUAUACUUAUCAGCUUUCAUUUUGCUUAACAAUAGUUUUGUUGUAGUCCGAGACCGGUUCCUAAGUCUCAGAAAGAAUAUUUGAACUGUGUGAUGAGUCAAGGAAAAACGUGUAGGAAAAAAGCAAUGAAGGUGAGUAGUUGAACGAAGCCCAUGUAAGUGAAGAUAUUGCAUUGAAGCUGGCCAGCCAACAAAUAGAUCGCUUUGUUCAAGUUCCAGCUUACGGGAGAGUGCAACAGUAGACUCCCCUGUAUAUAUGAAGUACAUACUACUACGGCCAGAGCAAUGGCCAAAGAAUCAGUUAACAACGGACCUUUUUCUCGAAGUGCUACACGCUUCGUUGGUUCGCAUUUGUCGCGCUGCGGCAUGCAACCAGUGAUGGUGGCGGUGGUGUUGGCAAUGUUGCUUGCGUUAGCUGCCAUUCAACAGGCUGUUGCAUGCGCUUGUUGUUGUAGUGCAUAUUUUUUGCUCUAUGCUUUUGCCACCACAAUAAUUAUAAGAGUUAUGUAUGUAGUUGUUUGGUGCAGUGAAAAACCACAACUGCAACAACGUCAUCAUUGUCAGCGUCAUGACAUAGGAAUGUGAACGUGCGCGCAUGCGCUGUUAAAAACCCGUCGCGGUUGCCUGUUUGGCUUGGUGAUGGCAUGAAAGUGUGACGGUUGCGUGGCAGCGGGGAAAUGGUUGGUUGGAUAGUUGGUUUGGCAGCAAGUUAUGUCGUUUGUGUAUCACACUAUGUUGGCUUCUUGCUGCGGUGACGCAUUUUUAUGCUUUUAUCCACUUUUCAGUUAUUUUUCAAAGCUUGGUUUUGAUGCUGUUGAAUUGCGUUAGCAAAAAAAUAAAUAAAAUUUCAAUAAGUUUCUUAAUUUUAUCUACUGUAUGAAAAUAAUACCUCAACUCACUUAACUUUUCUCCAUUGAACUUGUGAAACGGGGUAAAAAAAUAUAUCUUAAUGUCAAUUGAAGCUCAAUUUAUAUAUUUUUAGGUUCAAGCAGAUUAUUAUAACAAAUAUAGUGCUAAAAACUUACCAUAUGUGGAUCAUUGUUUGAUAGUGAACUUGUGGAACACUUACAAUAUUCGAUUGAUACGAGCUCGUAUAACAAAUUCUAACAAACACUAAUUGUUCAACCUUCCAAAAACUGACAACUUUAACCCACCACUGAACAUUUACGUGUAAAUGAACUUGUGGAACAGCAAAGCUGUUAGAUGGAAUAAUGAAAAAGAUUUGAAGUUUAAAUGCACCUUAAUUGAGAGAGCUUCGCCAAAACAACCACAAAUUUCUAUCAUUAACUCCUCAUUAAAUUGUUAGUUUUCGUGGCGAGCUGUAUGAAUGGGAAAUUAAUGAUGAGUAAUGAUUUUGUGCCACGAAAUUAUGUUGCCUUAAGCACAAAUUGUUAGCAUUUUCUAUUGUCAAAGCUGCGCAGCGUAAGGUUUUUCGUUGCUCUUGACUUGGCACUAAAACGUAGAAGUAUGCAGCUUCUAUUACUAUUGUUUAUGGGAAAAGAAUUACGUAAAUUACUUAAUUAUACAUAAAUAGUAGACAAAGUUUAAUAAAUAAGAACCUCAUAAAUAACGAUAUACAGUUACUUGAGGCAUUUUUUAAACUUUGUUUAGUAGUAAAAAUAGUAUAAACAUAAAAAAAUGUCUUUCAUCAUGCUUCUAUACUUCGACUUUAGUACUAGGGUAUACUUUCCCACAGUUUUGUUUAGUUGCUCGCAUUUUUUGUGUAGUAUUAAUAUUAUACUUGAAAUUUGUGUCGCUUUUUAAUCACACAUUAAGCCGCUUUCAUUUCAUGGUAGGCUGAGCUGAGAAGAGUCUUAAAAGUAUGGUUGAUAAAUGUGUUCCAUACUCUUUCUUGCAUUUCUUAUUUUGCGUUUUACUAUGUGCAUGCAUUUUUUUUUCAUUAGUCCAUCACAUGUAAACAGCUUUCGUUCCAUUAAAUGAUGAUUAGCUUUGCAAUUUGUUGUUUUCGCAAUGUUAUUACUAUACAUAAGCUAGAAUUUUAUUUCUGACUACUUUUCUUAGUGCUAUAGUUCAACUAGUCGACACUUAUCUGACAAUAUCCUACUCUUUUCUUAAUUAUAUAUUCUUUUUUAAAAAUUUCUGAAUAAAUUAGUCAUCUCAGUAAGUUAAAGUUUUCUUACUAUUUAGAAUGCUCUAAAAUUUAUCAAAUUUUUCAUAGUAUAACAGCUGUUUCAGCCGCUUUAAUUAUUUUAAACCAGUGAUAUAAGUGCUCAUAUUGAUAAACUUUAAGUCAUGCGCUGUUUCACAAGUUCACCUAUAUGAAUUUCAUAAUCUAAAGCGUUUCACAAGUUCAAUUACUUAAGUAUGUGUAAUUACCUAAGGUGUUACUCAAGUUUAGUAAAAUUCCUUAUAACUUUUAAAGCAGAUCUGACUUAUAUUGUCUUAGUUGAUUAGGUCAAAAGCAGGUAUUAGAUUGUGCUUUUUCUAGACUGAAUGCAUAGUUUCAACUAUAAAAGAUUAUUAUUUAACAUAUUUUUCAAAACUUAGCUUAUGAUUCAUCAAAAAUAUAUGGACCUUUUGAUAUAAUUUUAAUUAGAUACAAAAAAAUUUUGUCUUCAAAGACACCGACUACUUGCAAGAAGUUGUGGCAAGGACAACUAUUUAUAGCUAAACUAUAUCUACCCACUUUCUGUUAAUUAAAAUUGCUGAAUUCUAUUAAUUAUUGGCAAAAAUUAAUUAUAUACAAUUUAUAAUGCCGAAACAUUAUCAAAAUGCGCAGCUGAGGUUAGGUGUGAUUGUAUAUUUAUAUAUGUAUAUGUAUAAUUUUUCAACCCAUUUUAAUGCAGCAGUUUAAAAAAUUAAAUAAGUUGUUACGAAUUCACCAAUGCAUUGUUGUUCACAUAUGUAAGUAUGUAGGUAUUUCUAGUAUUUCUAUUAACUCCCCACUAAGUCAAGGCUAAUAAAAUACUUAUAGUUAAUUGAGCCGUAAAGCCUAAUUAAUCAACUUAUUGAAAUUAAAAAAUAUAUACCAUAUAUUUAUUUAUGUAUAUAUAUUUAUGUGUAUAAUAGUUUAAAUCAACAAUGUACAGAUAUAAUUAAUAGAUACAAUAAAUUAAUACCAAUUACAUAAAUUAAAAUACAGGAGUUCUUAUUAACCAUAAUCCGCUAAUAAUCCCAAUUUGCAUUAUUGCAUGUCAAUAAAUUUACAUAUUUCUACAUAAGCAUGCACAUACUCAUACAAAUAAAUAUAUCAAAAGUCCACCCAAGCAUAUCAUAACAUUUUUACACAUUCACAUAUACAAUCAAAUAUACAUGUAUGUAUACAACUACAAUUUUCCCACACUUGACAGUCACGUAAAACGAGUUCCAGUGCACAUCUUCGUUGACUUCUCACCGCCUUACAUGGCAUUGUUGUCUACACUUGAGUGACUUUUUCACAGGUACGAGCAAAAAAUUAUGCGGCAAAAAAGUAUAAAAAAUCGCAAUACAAAAAUAAAACAAAAAGAAAAAAACUUGUACAAAGCAUUCAUAAUUCCUCAACUAAAAAAAAUUUACUAUCAUGACGCAUGCACACAGGUGCUCCUUUAUGUUUUUUCUUCGAUAAUAGCAAAAUUGUGCAUAAUUGCGUAAGUAAUUAGCAAAUGUGAAACAAAAGCAUUUAAAUUUGUUGCAAUUUAUAUGGGAGAAUAAUGCAAAUAGUGGCUAAUCGUACUGCAUGCGCUAAAGGACGGUUUAUGUACAAGUAUAUGUAUUCGUAUUAUAUGUUUCCACUUGUUUUAAGCCAAACUAAAUUCCAGGGUGCACUCGAGCAAAAUAUUUUAUAAUUGUGAGAAUAUAUACAUAAAUUCACAUAAUUAUUAACAAUCCUUAGGGCUGGGAAACCAACCAAGUUUCCAGAUUUUUCUCGAAAAAUACAUAAAAUAAAGUUCUCUGUAUUUAUAUGUAACCCUUAUAUAAUUUUAUCAAUUAUAUACAGUUAAAUAGAUUUUUAUAUUAUAUAAACACUUUUGGCAUCGAACAUCCACCGUAUAGAGAUUUUAUUACAUUUCACGAAUGCGUCAAGAAUGGACAGCAAAUUAAAAACCUCUUAAUGAGGAAAAGAUGCAAGAGUGUAAAAAGUUGUUACUUUAAAUAUAUGUUAUACUUUUAUACUGGUCUAGUUUCAAAAUAUAUAUUUUUGUUUAGGGUUUCCAAACAAUUGAAGUUUUAAAAUUUGAAUGUUGUUUCGAAAGAAAUAAACCCAUAAUCAAAGUGUUUCACAAGUUCACUAAUAGAAAAAAUUUAUCCAACUGAAGUUUCACAAGCUCAAAUACACGAAUUCUUUCUUUUUGCUAGUUUUUUUUGUUUUAACUUAGUUUAAUUUUUAUGACAAAUAUUUGAAAAGUUUUGGAAUUUUUAUUUGUCUUGAAGGCACCCACUGCUUGUAAAAAUGAUAUUUACCUACUUUCUGUUAAUUAAAAUUGCUAAUUAUUGCCAUAUUAUAGUAUGAAUGUAUGAAGUAUGAAAAUAGUACUUGACUAAUUAUUUUGUAUUUUUCAGAGGGUGGCAAUUCUGGUUAAAGGUUUUUUACAAUUUUAUAAUAGCUUUUUAUUUCCUAUCAAUUACGUUUUUUUACAUAUUUAAAUAAAUUUUAUUUCUUAACAAGUGACUUUCAAAAAUAUCCAAACUGUACUGCAAUGCUCUCCUGGUUUCCCGAAAUAUAUACAAAAUAUAUUUGUACAAAAUUUAUAUAAAAAAAAAAAAUUAUAUGCAAAAAAAUAUAACAAAUAAAAAAAAAAUAAAAUAAAAAAAAAAAUUAUUGUAAAAUAAAAUAAAACAAAAUAACAUAACGUGGCAUAACAUAACAUAACAAAAACAAAAAAAAAAGGUUUAAUAAAAUCCAAAAAAAUAAAGGGUAAUUACAAAUUUAGAAAAUAUUUCCGUGAGGAACAACUCCAAUCAAACGGUGUUAGUGGUGAAAGAAAAAUGGUGGUGUGAAAUGCAAAACAAUGUAGCGAAAAAGCAAUGCAGCAUAAUAACAAAAAAUAGCAAACACAGAUUACCAUCCAAAUGCAUUGAAAACGUACAAAGAAGAAACAUCAAAAUAUAUAAUUAAAAGUGGCAAAAAGUUUAUUGUGCCGAUCUGCAAGCAACCAGCCAACAAAUGCCACACAUUUUUGCAUUGAAAAAUCAUUAAAAGAAAAGCAAAAAAUGCGCAUGUGAGCAUCACAACACAGAAAUCAACAGGCAAUCAACAAGAAAGCCAUACUUCAGCGUUGAAAAACAAAAGCGGAAAAGCAGUUAUUUAUACAGUAGUUGUUUAUAGGCAUUCACACCAAUAUAUAUAUUUAUGUAUAAACCAAUUUGCAAUAUGGAAAUUUCCCCCAUAUCUGUGGAGAUGCAUCAAUGGGGCGUAACGUGAAAGUGGGUGAGAAAAAUUUAGCGUGCUAAUGCUGAAAUAAUGAAAAGCAAAACAAAAAGCUUUGGAAACGGUAGCAACAGCUGGUUGAGCGAUUCACUUUUUCCGCUUGCGUUUGCGUGUGUUUUUGUGAAAAUGGAAUGCGCGAUGAAUCGAAAUGAUAGGUGCCCUAUCAAGCCAGAUGCUGCAAAAUCAUAUAAUAAAAUAUAUGUAUAUUUGUGGCUGAAAGUGAAUUUUUAUGGAGCAGUUAGUGGUAGUUAAGUUUGAGAGCAUAGCUAUUUGUUGCGAUUUUCUUCAUUAAAACGAUUUUUUUUGUAAGUGAAAUUGUGUUUUUUGUUAAAUUUAGUAAAUGAAAAGUUUUUCUGUAUACUUUUUUGUUUUUGAAUUUUGAAAAAAUCAAACAAAUUAAAGGCAAAAUAAAAUCAUGCACAUGACGUAUGAGUAAUAUUUCUUAACGUGAUGGAGAACAUAAACUACAAUUCAGAGGAAUGCCGUGUACUUUUUUUCUUGGUUCAGAUUUUAUAGUUACCGUUGCUAUAACCUCGAAAACAGCGAGUUAUUAAAUUUUCCGCGUGAGCGUGUGGCUUUUAAUAUACGAGAUCCCUGAAUAAAAGAUCUACCUAUCGCGGUCCAUACAUAUUAUUUAUUUAUUUACUUUAGACACCAGAUUGACUCUUAAUAUUGAAUUCCAGCACCUGAAAAAAGAUAGUAUACCCCAAAAAAGUUUGCGAAAUGGCGCUCUAUAGUUGAGUGGAUUCCAUAUAUGUCGAAAAGUGGCGCCCUAAUUAGUAAUUGGUUCUGACAUAUACGAUUUUUAACUGAGAACAUAUUUUUGGCAUCGUCAGUCGAGGCCUUGUUAUGGGAACAGAUGUCUAUUUUGCAUUCUGUUAAAGAGAUCAUUUUGUACCUAACCAUCGUACAGGCUUUCGAGGUCUCUCUGUUGUUGCAAAGAACACUGAAAUUAGUUCUCAUUAUUUUGAGUAAAAAAAUACCAGAAAUAACGGCACUUUUGUGUGUGUGCUACGUAUGUGAAUGGCUUAAGGUCUAUAUUCGUAUACCAGCUCUCAGUUAUUUUUGAAUAUUUUUGCCAGUUAAAUAUUUUCCAUUUCUCUUUUAGUAUUUUUAUUAUUUUUGCCAUAAACAAACAAUUUAAAAAUUACCACAUUUUUGCAAAAAGUCUUCACACACUCUCUACAAACCUUACAUAUAUGUUUUUCAAAAAUUUCCUAACGACCCUUUAAUUAGGCUUUCAACUGCCCAUUUCCGCAAAUCGCUACCUAUAAUAAUUAUGAACUGAAAAUAUUGCAAAUACAAACAUAUCGGCCGUAUUUAUUUUUACAACCAAUAAUUCAACAAAAACAAAUCACUACCCAGUCAACCAGCCAACCGGCAAUAGGUGGAGGUGCGGCUCCGAACAUGUUGCCUGGCAUAGCGAACCGCAGCACGCAACAAGCACAGCAAGUUAGCUUUCGAAGCUUCAAGCUUUUUAACUGCUUUCAAUAUAUUUUGCUAUAUUGUUAUUGUUGCUUUUGUUUUGUGCAUUGCAUGUCAGCAUUGUUGGCUUAAACCCGCCUCGCAACGUUCAGCUCAAACGUUCGAAUGCGUUUGCAAAUUUUAGUGUCGAGUUUGCGGCAAAGCGAAAUGGUUGCGUGUGAAUUGCGGGUUUAACGUGUGCGGUAGUCGAAGUCGUGUGCGUUUCGGUAAAGAAAAUAAGAAAAACAAAAAUAAUAAUAAUUAAGCGAUUUUUAGAAUACUCAAGCGGGUAGAUUAACGUGAUCAAUAUUGUUUAUUUUGUGAUUUGCAAUAUUUUAGCGCGACGGCGAAAAAGUGCGAGAAUUGCCGGCAAGCUAACAAAAAAUUGUGAAUUUAACAAAGCAAGGCAAAUUAUUUUAUAUAAUACUUGACGCUAAAGUGCUGUGUGCGUGAAAUAUUCAGCAAAUACAACAUAAAGUUAUUAGUGACGCCAGAUUUUGCCGAAAUUGUCGAAAGUGAAAACGAAACAUUAAAAGCAAUAAUAAGAACUGUUAUACAACAAAAAAAAUAGAACAAUAGCAAAAACAAAAUUAAUAAAAUCCAGCAACUCCUGCAGUUACAAUUAUAUGCGAUUAAAUCUUCAACGCCCGUUAACAGCCAUAACUACCAUCUACAACAACAAUAAUAACAACAAUAACUAACUACUAACAAGCGCCAUCGUUGCACUACUCACACAAUUUGCAUCUCUCCUCAACCGCAGCUGUCAGUCAUAUUUUUGUGGCUUAAUUUGUGCAACGUUGUUACCGGCGACACAAAUUAAAAGUUGAACGUUACCACAUCGCUGGUGAAAAAAGUGUGUGCCACAAGUUGCGGCACUAAUUUAUGUUGAGCGCUUAGCAGCAAAGCGUUUUAAAACUAUUACUUAUUUACUUUGAUUUUUUAUUUGUCGCCGUGUGCUACGCAAUAACAAAACAAACGCUUAAAUGGAUAAUGAUUAUUUUCGUUUUGUACCGUACGACCACAGUCACUUGCAGAACACCGGUCGUCGGCAGCUGGGUUCAAAUGCUUUAGCCAGUCAACUUUACAGAUCCUCAAGUUUUAAUUCGUCUGGGCGCAGCUCCAAUUGUGAUACCACAGAAGACAUGUAUAGCGACAUCAGUUUGGAUAACGUGCAAGAUUUGAACUAUAAGUUGGAACUGCUGCAACGUCAAGUCACCGAUUUGGCUGACACACAGAAUAUCGCUGAGGAUCGCACGACGCGCACAAAGACCGAAUAUGCUGUGCUGCAGACACGCUAUCAUAUGCUCGAGGAGCAAUAUCGGGAGUCCGAGUUGCGCGCCGAAGAGCGUCUGGCCGAAGAACAAAAACGCUAUCGUGAAUUGCUGGCACGUGUCGAGCGCGAAGCGGCGCUACAAAAUGAAAAUUGCCAAAUCAAGAUAAAAACUAUUGAAUUGGAAGCGAACACAUUACGCGAAGAUGCACAACGCCUGCGUGUGCUCUGCGAUAAACAGGCUAAUGAUUUGCAUCGCACCGAGGAGAAAUAUGAAUUGGCGCGCGAUCAAAUAGUGGCACUGCAACAGGAUCUCGAUGAGGCGGUGCAGCGCGAACGCAAAUACGAAGACGAUAAGAAGGCGGCCGAAGAACUAAUGUUGGAGUUGAGUAAAGAAUUGGAACGUUUGCGCGCCGAAACGGGGCCAGCGCUGCCAACCACCUCGCCGGAGACAAUAAGACUGGAAGAGCUGCAUCAGGAACUGGAGGAGAUGCGGCAAAAGAACAAAGCUUUGGAGGAGCAAAAUGAAGAGCUGCAGGCGCAAGUGCUCACGCGCGGCGUAGAAGAGGGCCGCAAUCUGCUGAACGGCACACUGAAUAGCUUAGCGCAAGAGCUGGAGGAAAUGUCACAAGCACAGGAUUCUGUGGAUUCAGCCACAUUAGCAUCUCUAAGUCAGUUGCAACAAGCCUUUCAAGAGAAGGAAGAUGAGAAUACCCGCCUGAAGCAUUAUAUCGAUACGAUACUAUUGAACAUCGUAGAGAAUUAUCCGCAACUAUUGGAAGUCAAGCCGAUUGCGAAAUAAAGUGCAUUUAAAGAGGCAGCACAGCGAAAGAAGAAACACUCUGAAACUGGAAGACUUGAGAAAAAGAGAAAACUAAUUAAUAAGAGUGACAAGUUUUGAAGCAAGAGCACAGUAAUAUGUGUGUAAUUAAUCAUGCGUGUAAUUAAUUUUUAUUAAAAAAUAAAAUCAAAUCAAUACCGACAA
Messenger RNA from Bactrocera oleae (olive fruit fly), 10012 nucleotides. RefSeq names its product rab11 family-interacting protein nuf (gene nuf). Gene Ontology annotation, cellular component: recycling endosome membrane; cleavage furrow; endocytic vesicle. Lineage: Eukaryota; Metazoa; Arthropoda; Insecta; Diptera; Tephritidae. The record is from RefSeq and is a predicted model, not a curated record. Gene Ontology annotation, biological process: endocytic recycling; regulation of cytokinesis.